AUGGAUCACUCCGAGUUCCGUGUGAAAGCCAAGGAAAUGGUGGACUACAUAGCGGACUACUUGGAGAACAUCCGUGAACGUCGCGUGUACCCAGGAGUGCAACCAGGGUACCUCCAUAAGCUGCUCCCUAGAGAAGCUCCCCAAUUGCCUGAACAAUGGGAUGAUAUUAUCAGGGAUGUGGAAACGCACAUAAUGCCUGGACUGGUCCACUGGCAAAGCCCGCACAUGCAUGCAUAUUUUCCAGCACUGACAUCAUACCCGUCCAUUAUGGGGGAUAUGCUCUCCAGCGCCCUCAACGUUCUUUGUUUUACAUGGGCUUCGUCGCCAGCCGGAACUGAACUAGAAACGAUAGCAAUGAACUGGCUCGGGAAGCUGCUAGGUCUUCCUGAAUGCUUCCUCAAUGAGAAGGACGAUAGCCCAGGAGGUGGAGUCAUACAGACAACAGCCAGUGAAGCAACCCUGGUAAGUCUUCUAGCAGCACGAACUCGUGCCCUUAUGGAGUUGUCCAAACUAAACCCUGAUGUGCAGACUGCGGAACUGCUCGGCCACCUGAUAUGCUACUGUUCGGAUCAAGCACACUCCUCAGUUGAGAAGGCGGGUCUUAUUGGGUUAGUUCGUAUGAGGUACAUCGAGUCCGACGCUCAUCAGAGCAUGCGUGGAGACAAACUGGAGGAAGCCAUCGUCGCUGAUAAGGCGAAGGGCCUUGUUCCGUUUUGGGUGUGUGCAACCCUAGGCACUACAGGAUCAGUGGCGUUUGACAACCUUCGUGAAGUUGGGACAGUAUGCGAGAAGUACGGAGCUUGGCUGCACGUGGAUGCUGCUUAUGCUGGCAGCAGCUUCAUUUGCCCUGAAUACAGGCAAUGGCUUGACGGUGUUGAAUUAGCUGACUCCUUCGCCUUCAACCCUUCCAAAUGGCUCAUGGUGAAUUUUGAUUGUACGGCUAUGUGGGUUAAAGACAGCACUGCACUCCACCGCACCUUCAACGUGAAUCCUAUCUACUUAAGGCAUGAAAAUUCAGGCAAAGCCAUUGAUUACAUGGACGCAGGUGAGGAAGGAAAAUUCAAGAAAAAGCCUCUAAGAACAAUAAAUACCAAAGCUAUUAAAACUCAUGUUAAACGUGACAUUAAUGGUGCAGAAGAUAUUGCACCUUUAAAUAAAAAGCCAAAUCACCAAUAUGGUUUGGAAAAAAAUGCAAAUACUACAUCUAAUGGUGAUUCCCGAUAUGGGGAUACCGAUGCAAAUGAUUAUCUUAAUAGUGAUAGUGAUAAUGAUAUUGACGGUGACAAUCUAAAUCUUCACGGAUACACUAAGAUAUCAAAAGGCUGUGGUCAAGAAAUACAACUUGAGGAUCCCAAUAAAAAGGAAUUACUCCAUUGGCAAAUACCACUGAGUCGUCGCUUCAGAGCGCUAAAGUUAUGGUUCGUUCUGAGAAACUAUGGUGUUGUUGGAUUACAGAAGCAUAUUCGCGAGAGUGUCCGUUUGGCGCAAAAAUUCGAAGCGCUAGUGCUAGCUGACCAAAGAUUUGAAAUACCACAACCGAGAAAUUUAGGAAUGGUUGUCUUUCGCCUUAAAGGUGAUAAUGCUCUCACUGAGCGCCUGCUCAAGCGUCUAAAUGCUCGCGGCUACAUGCACGCUGUACCGGCUUGUUUCAAAGGGGUCUACGUCAUCAGGUUUACUGUGACGUCACAGAGGACUACCAACCAGGAUAUUCUGGAUGACUGGAACGAGAUAAAGACAGUUUCAAAGGAAAUACUGAUGGAUGUAUUUGGUUCCGAAGACGGCAAUAUAGUGGUGCCUAAGAAACCCAGGAUCUCUCUGAGAGAGACUCGGGAACUCAAUGCUACCUUCGGGACAAGUCUUCUCCUUGCGAAUAGCCCAAUGAGUCCUAAAAUUGUCAAUGGCACCCACGCUGCUAUAUGUGAUUAUGAACAGAUUUUGACUUCUUGUGCUCAGACCUUUGCUCAACUCAAAAUGGAACCCAAAGAUAGCCCUGGAGUCAAAUCUGACCUGAUCGAAGCGAGUUUGUGA
This is a messenger RNA of Arctia plantaginis, 2028 nucleotides long. NCBI's taxonomy places the organism in Eukaryota, Metazoa, Arthropoda, Insecta, Lepidoptera, Erebidae. The record is from the annotation of a GenBank genome assembly.